GCGUGGCUUCGGCGGGGCGCUCUAGAGGGCCCGGAGUUCCUUCGUAGAUUUCCGUAAACAGAGCCGAAGCUCGGCCUUCGGACUCGCUGAGUUGCGCGCGCGUCUCCGGGGAUUACCUUCUUCGGCUGUUUCCGGAAUUCACCCGUAGUCCCCGACCGGGAGAAGGCACGACCCCCUCCCGUUUCUAAGCGCUUCGGAUAUUUCCGGCUGCUGCCGGCGGAAAGAGCCGAGGGCCGGCGGUGGUGGCGGCCAUGUUGGGAGCAGCAGGUCCGGCGGCGGCUGCCUGUGUGCCGGGCGCGGAGCAGUGCCGCUGAGGGCAGGGGAGGAGCGAGGCAGGCGGCCGGCUGCGGCGGCAGAGAGUAGGCGGAGCGGCGCAGCCCGGCCGAAACGCGGCACAGCCCAGCCGGGGGUCGGGGGGGUGCGGUCCUGAGCCGCUCGGAGCCGGCGCGGCCUAGCCCGAGCGGCGCAUCCCCGGGCUGGCGUGAACGGCUGCCCGGGCCUCCCCGCACCCCCGGCCGGGGCCCAUGCGGCGGGCGCUCCUGCUGUGAGAAGCCCCGCCCGGCCGGGCUCCGCGCCUUCCCUUUCCUCCCUUACUCCAAGCUUCUCGGUUCCCUCCCCUGAGAUACCGGCGCCAUGUCCAGCGCCCGGACCCCCCUACCCACGCUGAACGAGAGGGACACGGAGCAGCCCACCCUGGGACACCUUGAUCCCAAGCCCAGCAGUAAGUCCAACAUGCUGCGGGGCCGCAACUCGGCCCCCUCUGCUGACGAGCAGCCCCACAUCGGCAACUACCGGCUCCUCAAGACCAUCGGCAAGGGCAACUUUGCCAAGGUGAAGCUGGCCCGGCACAUCCUAACUGGGAAGGAGGUGGCUGUGAAGAUCAUUGACAAGACUCAGCUAAACUCCUCCAGCCUCCAGAAGCUAUUCCGCGAAGUAAGAAUAAUGAAGGUUUUGAAUCAUCCCAACAUAGUUAAAUUAUUUGAAGUGAUUGAGACUGAGAAAACCCUCUACCUUGUCAUGGAGUAUGCCAGUGGCGGAGAGGUAUUUGAUUACCUAGUAGCUCACGGGCGGAUGAAAGAGAAAGAGGCCCGAGCCAAAUUCCGCCAGAUAGUGUCGGCUGUGCAGUACUGUCAUCAGAAGUUCAUUGUUCACAGAGACCUAAAGGCAGAAAACCUGCUCUUGGAUGCGGACAUGAAUAUCAAGAUCGCAGACUUUGGCUUUAGCAACGAAUUCACUUUUGGGAACAAGCUGGACACUUUCUGCGGCAGUCCCCCUUACGCUGCCCCAGAACUCUUCCAGGGCAAGAAAUAUGAUGGGCCUGAGGUGGACGUGUGGAGCCUGGGAGUCAUCCUGUACACACUGGUCAGCGGAUCCCUGCCUUUUGAUGGACAGAACCUCAAGGAGCUGCGGGAGCGGGUACUGAGGGGGAAAUACCGUAUUCCGUUCUACAUGUCCACGGACUGUGAAAACCUGCUGAAGAAAUUUCUCAUUCUUAAUCCCAGCAAGAGAGGCACUUUAGAGCAAAUCAUGAAAGACCGGUGGAUGAACGUGGGUCACGAGGACGAUGAGCUGAAGCCUUACGUGGAGCCCCUGCCUGACUACAAGGACCCCCGGCGGACAGAGUUGAUGGUGUCCAUGGGCUACACACGGGAAGAGAUCCAGGACUCGCUGGUGGGCCAGAGGUACAACGAGGUGAUGGCCACCUACCUGCUGCUGGGCUACAAGAGCUCCGAGCUGGAAGGUGACAACAUCACUUUGAAGCCCCGGCCUUCGGCAGAUCUGACCAAUAGCAGCGCCCCUUCCCCCUCCCAUAAGGUACAGCGCAGCAUCUCGGCCAACCCCAAGCAGCGGCGCUUCAGUGACCAGGCUGGUCCUGCCAUUCCCACCUCAAAUUCCUACUCCAAGAAGACACAGAGCAACAAUGCAGAGAAUAAACGGCCUGAAGAGGAGCGGGAUGCGGGGCGCAAGGCCAGCAGCACAGCCAAGGUGCCUGCCAGCCCCCUGCCCGGCCUGGAGAGGAAGAAGACCACCCCGACCCCCUCCACGAACAGCGUCCUCUCCACCAGCACAAACCGAAGCCGGAACUCCCCACUUUUGGAGAGGGCUAGCCUUGGCCAGGCCUCCAUCCAGAAUGGCAAGGACAGCCUAACCAUGCCAGGGUCCCGGGCCUCCACGGCUUCUGCUUCCGCCACAGUCUCUGCGGCCCGGCCCCGCCAGCACCAGAAAUCCAUGUCGGCCUCCGUGCACCCCAACAAGGCCUCUGGGCUGCCCCCCACGGAGAGUAACUGUGAGGUGCCGCGGCCCAGCACAGCCCCCCAGCGUGUCCCUGUCGCCUCUCCCUCCGCCCACAACAUCAGCAGCAGUGCUGGAGCCCCAGACCGAACUAAUUUCCCCCGGGGUGUGUCCACUCGGAGCACCUUCCAUGCUGGGCAGCUCCGGCAAGUACGGGACCAGCAGAAUCUGCCCUACGGCGUGACCCCAGCUUCUCCCUCCGGCCAUAGCCAGGGCCGGCGGGGGGCCUCUGGGAGCAUCUUCAGCAAAUUCACCUCCAAGUUUGUACGCAGAAAUCUGUCUUUCAGGUUUGCCAGAAGGAACCUGAAUGAACCUGAAAGCAAAGACCGAGUGGAGACGCUCAGACCUCACAUGGUGGGCGGAGGUGGCGAUGACAAGGACAAGGAGGCCAAGCCCCGCUCCCUGCGCUUCACGUGGAGCAUGAAGACCACGAGCUCCAUGGAGCCCAACGAGAUGAUGCGGGAGAUCCGCAAGGUGCUGGACGCCAACAGCUGCCAGAGUGAGCUGCAUGAGAAGUACAUGCUGCUGUGCAUGCACGGCACGCCGGGCCACGAGAACUUCGUGCAGUGGGAGAUGGAGGUGUGCAAACUGCCACGGCUCUCGCUCAACGGGGUCCGCUUCAAGCGGAUAUCGGGCACCUCCAUGGCCUUCAAGAACAUUGCCUCCAAAAUAGCCAACGAGCUGAAGCUUUAACCGGCCGCCGGGCCAGCGACUGCACACCCUGGACACCCUGGGCGAGACUACGGUGGGGCGCCGGGCAGGGCAGGGCAGCGUGUCCCCUCUGCUGGGACUUGACACCCCGUCCCUGCCCUGCUGGGUCCUUUCUUCCACGACUGUGGGGGAUGGGAGAUGGUUCCCCCCUCCCCCACAUUCGCCCUGCCCAGAAAUUCCUCCUCCUCCUCUCUCCCCCCUGGAGGCAAAGGAAGGGGGGUGGGGGGCAGGACUCCCCUCGGUACUGCGGUUGCACAGAGUAUUUCGCCUAAACCAAGAAAUUUUUUAUUACCAAAAAGAAAAAAGAAAAAAAAAAUAUCCCAGCGGCCAGCUUUCCUCCCUGCCCCAUUGGGACAGCUGAGACUGGAUCUGUGGGGCGCCCGGGAGGGGGGCUCCCAGCUGGGACACUCUCAGGCAAGAGUGGUGGAGCUCCCGUCAGGCCCUCCCCCGCCUGGCCCGCUUUGGGCUUCUCCCCUCUCCUCCCCUCCUUCCUCCAAGCCAACCACCAGAGGUGGCCUUGCCCUGCCCUCGGGCCCCUGGGCUGGAGGCCUGGGCGCCGGGGGUGGGCAGGGGCGACGAGGAGCCCGCCCCUGCCUGCGCAGAGCUGGGCAUUCCCUUCCAUGAGCUGCUGUGGGGACACUCGCUCCCCUCCUCAAGGCUGUGCCAUCUUUCCCACCUCACCUGCCUAGCAGGAGGGGCUGACCCCAGGCUGGGAGAGGGGAGGGGGCCGCAGGGUGCAUGGGCUCUGCAGCCCCCUCGUCUGAAAGCACAGGCCCCCUGCUGGCUGCCGGCCUUCAUCCGCCCCCUCCAGUGCCUCCCCCCUUUCCCAGUCGUUGGCAUUAAUCCAGGCGCUGGCUCAAGCCAGUGCAGUGACUUCUGCACCCUUCUCAUCUCUUGGCCUUGACUUCUCUUCUGACACUGUUGCUCCUGCCCUCAGGAGACAUGCCCAGGGCUGUGGCCACCUGGUGGGAGGCUGCACUGGGUAGCAGGGCCAGGGGCUGGCUGCCCUGCACAGGGUGGGGGCGGAUAAGUGACUCCCAGCUUGCUAACCUCGCGGCCGGCCUAUGGGAGUGGGCGAUGGAUGGGCGCUUGGCUGGUGGCGGCCACUGCAUCCCUUAAUUUAUUUCUCUGCUGUUUCUGUUCUUCAGAAAUUGGGGGAGGAAGGGGCAGUCCUGCAGAGGCCACCCUGCCCUCACCCAAGUUGUACAUUUUUUGUGAUGGGUUUUAUUUUUUAUUUUAUUAUUUUAUUUUUUUCUUGAUUUAUGAUGACUCCAGCCCUGUUCAUCACCCCCACUCGCAGGCCAGGCCCCCCGACACAUCGAGGCCUUUGGCCCCGGGAUGGGGCCUCGCCAACCUCAGCCCUGCCUCCCCCCCAGCCUGUGGCUCCAGCUCAGACCAAGGGCUUCCCCGUCCUCCCCCAGCCCUGCGGAAAAGCCCGGGUGCUCCGAAGGGGCCUGGCCGGGAGGGCGUGGCUUGGCUCACCUAGCGGGUGGGGCCGGGGCACCCAGGCAAGGUGGCCCCCCCCACCUAGCCCCCCUCCCCUUCCUGCACUUAGUUUCUCCUCUGGAUCAAACACGUAAUAAAGAGAAUGUUUGGAAUCUGA
This is a messenger RNA of Ochotona princeps (American pika), 4606 nucleotides long. RefSeq names its product microtubule affinity regulating kinase 2 (gene MARK2). The record is from RefSeq and is a predicted model, not a curated record. Gene Ontology annotation, molecular function: tau-protein kinase activity; protein serine/threonine kinase activity; ATP binding. The coding region runs from base 634 to 2985 and encodes 783 amino acids. Lineage: Eukaryota; Metazoa; Chordata; Mammalia; Lagomorpha; Ochotonidae. The transcript is spliced from 19 exons. Gene Ontology annotation, cellular component: cytoplasm. Gene Ontology annotation, biological process: intracellular signal transduction; microtubule cytoskeleton organization; protein phosphorylation.